AUGCGGAGUGUAGUUAAGGCUAUUCAUUCUAUUCGUCUUUUGAUUGGUGAAGCUCAGGAUUCGCAAUAUUGGUGGUUGACUACCACAGGUGUCUACUCUGUGAAGAGUGGAUAUUGGCUUGGUUUGUUGGGUCAUAACCCGAAUGAUAAUUUUGAUGAGGCUACGUGUAAGCUUUGGACGAAUAUAUGGAAGAUCCCAGCCCCUCCCAAACUUGGUAAUUUUGUAUGGAGAGCUAGUAAAGGGUCUUUAGCAACGAGACAAGUCCUCUAUGAUUGCUAUUGUGUUCCUUCUCCUAUUUGCGAUAGAUGCCAUGCUGAGCCGGAGACAAUUUUUCAUGCUGUGUGUGAAUGCCCAAAUGUUGCUGCAAUGUGGAACACAUCCUCCUCUACUCCCAUCCCUAGAGAUGCUACUCGUUCAUCAUUGUUCUCUCUUCUCCAAUGGAUGAUGGGUUAUGCUUCAAAUGAGGAGGUUCUCUCUUUGUGUACCACUUUGUGGGCGGCAUGGUUCUUUAGGAACAAAGAUGUUUUUUCUGAUGAGCAAUAUGAUCCGAUUCAACUAGCUGCUAAUCUUCAGAGAAUUUGA
Amaranthus tricolor (Joseph's coat) is the source of this 582-nucleotide messenger RNA. RefSeq lists its product as uncharacterized. NCBI's taxonomy places the organism in Eukaryota, Viridiplantae, Streptophyta, Magnoliopsida, Caryophyllales, Amaranthaceae. The record is from RefSeq and is a predicted model, not a curated record. The transcript has a single exon. Bases 1 to 582 code for a protein of 193 amino acids.